AUGGGCAAGGGAACCGAUAAGCUUUACAUUACCCACUCGGAGUGGUCGUCGUCCGACUCGUUUGGCACCGCGCGCGGCGCAAACAACGCCAGCCGGGCCUCUGCUUCGGGCCUCGCUUCAACAUUCAAGCGCCUUCCGUUCAACUACUGCGCCGUUUCGCUCCAGCCCUUUACCGAUCCCGUGUGCACUGCUUCGGGUACCGUAUUCGACCUCACGCACAUCCUUACCUGGCUGUCGCGACAUCCCGACACAAACCCCGUCGAUGGAACGCCGUUGAAGCGCGCGGACCUCGUUACGCUCAACUUCACCAAGAACGAGGACGGCGAAUACGUGGACCCAGUCACAUACAAGGUCUUCACCGACAACACGCAUAUUGUGGCGUUGAGGAAGAGCGGCAAUGUGUUUGCGUGGGACACGGUCGAGCGACUGAACAUCAAGGCCAAGAACUGGCGCGACCUGGUCAGCGACGAAGAGUUCACGCGCAAGGACAUCAUCACGCUGCAAGACCCACAGAGCAUCGAGUCGAGGGACUUUAGUUCGUACAAGCACGUCAAGGAUGGCGACACGGUGGUGGCAGAGAAUGAGAGCAGCGUGAACAAGGACGCCUUGGGCAAUGCAGCAAAGAUUCUCAAGGCCAGGGAAGCUGUCGCGAAGGCACGUGAAAACAGGAAGAUCAAGGAGCAAGGAGGCACAGCGUCCAAGGCUGUUGCAAACCUGGCACGGAAUGCGUCUGCGGCUGCAUCCACCACCCAACCCAAGAAGCCAGCAUACAAUGCUGCAGUAUACACCUCUGGUAAGGCUGCAGCAUCCUUCACGUCGACGGGCGUCACGCCGCACACAUCGGGCGAACGCGCCCUUCUCUCCGACGAAGACUACAUGCUCAAGCCGAAGCGCGUAAAACAGAAGGGUUAUGCAAGAAUAUCCACGUCCCUCGGCGACCUGAACAUUGAGCUGCUACCCGAAUUCGCCCCGCGCGCCGUGUGGAACUUUGUCAAACUGGCGCAAAAGGGAUACUACAACCACACCAUCUUCCACCGAAACAUCAAGGGCUUCAUGAUCCAAGGCGGCGACCCUACCGGCACAGGCAGAGGGGGGCAGAGCAUCUGGGGCAAGCCGUUUGAAGACGAGUUCGAGGGCCCAGAAAGGCACAGUACACGAGGCAUCCUCAGCAUGGCCAACAAGGGCAAGAACACAAACACGAGCCAGUUCUUCAUCACGUACCGCGCAGCCCCGCAUCUCGACCGCAAACACACCAUUUUCGCGCGCGUAGUAGGCGGGCUAGACACGACGCUGCGGUCCAUGGAGACGGCCGAGGUAGGUGACAAAGACAAGCCCGUCGACGACAUUGAAAUCCAGGAUGUAGUCGUCUUUGUCGAUCCCUUUGAAGAGUGGCAGAAGGAGCGCAAAGACAAGGAAACAAAGGACCAGGAGGCCGAGGAAAUCAAGAGACAGGGCGGCACAGCUGACGACAAGACGACUUGGACCGGCAAACGCAUACGUGCAGACGGCACCGUCGAUAACGCAAGCGGAGACGGCCUCGGUGUCGGCAAGUACCUCCAAGCUGCUAAGCAGGACAUGGCGAAUCAAGACCAAGACGAGAUUGUAGGAUACAUUGACGAGCAAGAAGAAGACGUAGUAGCGCCCGUCAAGAAGAAAGCAAAGACUGGAGGUGGCGGCGGCUUUGGCAACUUCGACGCCUGGUGAACCACCACCACCACCCCCAAACAAAAAAACAUGGGCUUUUGAAUUCUCUCGCGAUAUUUCUCACAUGUGCUACUCGCGGAGAUUUGUAGAACGAAG
Molecule: messenger RNA, 1800 nt
Organism: Exserohilum turcica Et28A
Lineage: Eukaryota; Fungi; Ascomycota; Dothideomycetes; Pleosporales; Pleosporaceae
Exons: 1
Coding region: 1-1704 (567 amino acids)
Biological process (GO): protein folding; protein peptidyl-prolyl isomerization; protein polyubiquitination
Cellular component (GO): catalytic step 2 spliceosome
Molecular function (GO): ubiquitin-ubiquitin ligase activity; peptidyl-prolyl cis-trans isomerase activity
Source: RefSeq, a predicted model, not a curated record